UUAUUUGGCUGCGGUUUCCUGUAAGGUGGAGGUACUUCCCCAGUUGGACUCUGCUCUAGAUCUGGAAUGACAUCCGCGAUCUGGAAUGAUUGUGCGAUAAAGAAUAAAUAAAUAUAUCCUGGGAGGAAAAUUGGGGCAACGGUUAUAUGGAAAAGUCGUCUCCAUUACCCUCUAAGUUUUCCCACCAAACUUGGCCGCUUAUUCACGUUUUGGCGAAACAAUAUUUACCUUGUUCGCGUCAAGCCAAGCUUCAGUAGACUGAUCGCCGCGGUGAACAGCGCACGUCGCAUCGAACUUAACUAAAACGCGGACACUAAAACUUAGUUCAGCUGUUCGAUAAACUAAAACAGAUUUUAGUAGUUUUAUUUGUGCGCAGUGUUUUUUAAUAAAAAAUAACACGUGUUUUCAACCUUAAUUUAUUUUUUGGUGUUCUUUUUACGAUUUAGAGUUAUUUUAAAUAUUAAGUGUUUUGGAUUAUGAAGGGUCAAACUAAAAGAUUCGUGGACCACAAAGGGCAAGCGCAUGAAAUGGACCUCAAGAAGAAAAAGAAGGAGAAAGAAGGAAAUGAGACAAGGACGGACGAAGUGGGAUUCCUGCAGCUGUGGCGCUACGCAACACCUCUAGAGCGCCUCGCCACAUGCCUGGGCGUGGUGGCGUCAUGGCUAUGCUCAUGUGGCCUAGUGCUAGCCGUGCUAAUAUACGGGGAGCUCACGGCACUGUUCGUAGCGAGACACAAGGCCACGAGGGCCACGUCGCCGGCGGUGCUGCACUUAUUCCAUGGAGGGAGAGAAGUACCUGAUGGUAACCGUACUCUUCACAUGGAUGCUCUAAUAGAAGAUGCCAUAGCCUUCGCGCUGGCCAGUGUGGCCAUCAUGGCUUGCCAGCUACUGGCCGCCGCCGCCGCCGUCACGCUGGCCAACUGGGCAGCUGCUAGAAUGGUGUCGCGGCUACGCUACCGGUUGCUGCGCUCCGUACUUCGCCAAGAGAUGGCGUUCUUCGACACCAACACUACCCUCAACUUCGCCUCUGCAUUAACAGAGGACAUGGACAAGUUCCGAGGCGGCGUGGGCGAGCACGUGGUGAUGACGUCAUAUCUCGCCGGCUCUGUCGUGGCGGCGGCGACUCUUUCCCUCUACUACGGCUGGCAGCUCACUCUGGUCGGCUUGGCCAUAGUUCCUAUAGCUAUUCUAGUCGCCGCUACUGUUGCUAAGUACCAAACACGAUGUUCCGCGGAAGAAGUGGCGGCGUACGGCGCCGCGGGGCGCACGGCCGAGGAGGCUCUAGCUGCCAUCAGAACCGUACGAGCUUUGGGAGGAGAAGAAGUGGAGGUACAACGAUACAAACGUCUCCUUGCGCCAGCCAAGGCGGCAUCAUCACGCCGGGGAUUAUGGGCUGGCGCGGGCUCGGGACUGGGCUGGCUGCUCACGUACUCGCUGAACGCCGUCGUGUUCGCGUACGGGACCACCCUGUGCGUCCGCGACAUGAACCUGCCACCGGAAGAGCAGGAGUACCAUCCUGGGAUUAUGGUCACUGUCCUCUUCUGCACAUUCAUGGCCUCCCAGAACAUCGCCAUGUGCCACCCGCACCUGGAACUGUUCGCGGCCGCGCGCGGCGCCGCCGCCUCCCUCUACCGACUGCUGGAGAGGAGGUCGAAGAUCGACGCCAUGUUGGAUCGAGGGGAGAAGAUUGAUAAGUUGAAGGGGGAGAUCGUGUUUGAGGAUGUCUACUUUAAUUAUCCGUCGAGACCUGAUGUAAAGGUACUCCGCGGUUUCAACCUCCGCGUAUCUCCCGGUGACACCGUCGCCCUAGUGGGUGGUUCCGGCUGCGGCAAGUCAACAACUUUGCAGCUGCUACAGCGGCUUUAUGAGCCAGCUGGAGGCAGCGUGAAGGUGGAUGGAAGACCACUCAACGAAUUGAACAUCACUCACUACAGGAGGAGUAUAGGCGUAGUAGGCCAGGAGCCGGUCCUGUUCGGUGGCACCAUCCGCGAGAACAUCGCGCUGGGCAUGGACUACGUCAGCGAGGCUGACAUCAUCGAGGCAGCUACCGUCGCUAACGCACAUGGAUUUAUCUCGAAACUCAAAAAUGGCUACGACACAGUAAUCGGCGAGCGAGGCGCUUCGCUCUCCGGCGGACAGAAACAGCGUGUGGCCAUCGCGCGUGCCGUUCUGCGGAAACCCGCCAUUUUGCUGCUAGACGAGCCUACUUCUGCGCUGGACCCUGCUGCAGAACGACAGGUACAAGCAGCGCUGGAUGCGGCCAGCAAAGGAAGGACCACGCUAGUUGUAUCACACAGGUUAUCAACAAUAGUGAACGCAACCCGUAUAGCCUACGUGGAGCACGGAGCGGUGCUGGAGCAGGGCUCGCACCGAGAGCUGCUGGAGAAGAAGGGACUCUACUGGAAACUGUUGCAAGAAGACAUGAGCACUGAAAUCAUGGAGAAGACCUGCUCAGAUGUGGAGUCAGAUCAAGACCAGGAUGUAGUCGAGGAGAGCCGGUUCAAAAGAGCACCGAACGUGCGAUCCUCAACGCGAGAAUCUCUAACACCGGAGCGUAUUCUCCGCGGCAGCAUGCGGCUGGGUUCCGUGGCAGGGGCACACGUACCCAACGUAGCGGUGCCUGAUCUAGAGCAUAUUGAGGAAACACACGAGACUGAAGAGGAAGCAGCAGAGGCCCCAGUAUCAAGCAUGCAGCUCCUCAAGCUGAACGCACCUGAAUGGCCCCUGUUGCUCGGUGGGGGCUUCGCGUCGCUCCUCGUCGGGGCCACGAUGCCCGUGUUCGCGCUUCUGUUCUCACAAAUAUAUGCGAUGUUCGCAGAAUCUGACCCCAACAAGAUUCUAUCGCAGUCUCAACUAUACGCCGGUCUGUUCGCCGGCGUGGCCGCCACGUGUGGCGCCGUCACAUUUCUGCAGGCGUGGCUGUUCGGCCGCGCUGGCACCCGGCUCACCACGAGGCUUAGGGAGAAUACCCUCAGGAACUAUCUGUACCAGGAGCAGGGCUGGUUCGACCGCGCGCAGAACUCGGUGGGCGCGCUGUGCGCGCGCCUCGCCACCGACGCCGCCGCCGUGCAGGGCGCCACUGGCACCCGGCUGGGCACGGUGCUGCAGGGCAUCAGCACCAUGGCCAUCGGCGUGAGCCUGGCCAUGGCUUACUCUUGGAAGAUGACCCUAGUAUCUCUGCUCAGCGUACCUUGCGUGAUCGGCGGCAUCUACCUGGAAGGCUACGUGAUGAAGAAGGCCGAGGUUAAAGAGAAGAAGGCCUUGGAGCAGGCCUCGAGAAUCGCCACCGAGGCCGUCUCCAAUGUGCGCACCGUGCAAAGUCUGGGCGUAGAAUCCACAAUCCUGGACAGAUAUGUAUCCAACCUGCAGGAAGCCAGCGCGCGCGCCGGCCGCGCCUCGCUCCUGCGCGGCCCCGUCUACGGACUCUGUCUCUGUGCCCCUACGUUGGGAUACGCUGUCUCGCUCUCUUAUGGGGGAUAUCUUAUUGCGAGAGAAGACUUGCCUUAUGCCUACGCUAUACUGGUAUCAGAAGCGCUGAUCUACGGCGCCUGGAUGUUGGCGGAGGCGUUGUCGUUCGCGCCGAACUUCGCGGCGGCGCGGCGCUCCGGUGCACGUAUACUGAGGGCUUUACAACGCACGCCUAGAGUCAUCACUGAGGGGACUGCCACUGAAAUUCCUAACUGGACGGCGAAUGGCGACAUCACGAUCGACGACGUGCACUUCACGUACCCGACGCGGCCCGGCGUGCGCGUGCUGCGCGGCCUGGCCCUGAGGCUGCCGGCCGGCCGGCGGCUGGCUUUAGUCGGCACCUCCGGCUCAGGGAAGAGUACCAUCGUCUCAUUGUUGCUGAGGAGUUAUGAUGCCGAUAGCGGGAGCAUGUUGCUAGACGACGCCGACAUCCGCCGAACAUUAACCCUCCGUCAGCUGCGCUCGCAACUCGGCCUGGUGCAGCAAGAGCCCGCACUGUUCGAGCGCAGCAUCCGCGAGAACAUAGCCUAUGGAGACGUCAGCCGGAAGGUGUCCAUGGAUGAGAUCAUACACGCCGCUGAGCAGGCGAAUGUGCACAGUUUUAUCGCCAGUUUACCUCAGGGCUACGAGACGCGGCUGGGGCAGGGCGGCGCGUCGCUGUCGGGCGGCCAGAAGCAGCGCAUCGCCAUCGCGCGCGCGCUGGUGCGGCGCCCGAGGGUGCUGCUGCUCGACGAGGCUACUUCGGCACUCGAUGCUAACAGUGAAAAGACGGUGCAAGCGGCGCUGGAGGCGGCAUCAGAAGGCCGGACAACCAUCACCAUCGCCCACAGGCUCGCCACCGUCAGGAAUCACGACCUUAUUGCUGUUGUUGACAAAGGAGUGGUGGCAGAGAUUGGCAGCCACGAGGAGCUGGCGCGCAAGCGAGGCCUGUACUGGGAGCUGCUGCAGCAGCAGGGGCCGUGCUGAGCCGCCAUCUUGAACCGCCGCCAUCUUGGCAAGACGCCAUCUUGUGUAGCCACCAUCUUGAUUGUGUUCAACGUUAUAAGCAAAGUUAUUAAUAGUAGAAGUCUAAGAAAACCCCGUGCUUCGAAUGUGACAGUAAAUCCUUUUCCAGGCCACAUAUAGAAUUGUAACCUUAGCAAUCCGAUCUAAGAUUCAAAUUAGAUUAAACUUUUGGAAAAAGUGACUUGUCUUCAAAUGAAUCAUCAAAACUGGAUUAAAUGGAAUAUGUUUGCAUGUUUUGGGCAUGUAGAUUGGUGCGGAAUGGAAAAGGGUUAAAGUUACAGUCAGCAUGAAAUAGUAACGGCAAACAUUUCGAGACACAUCCUUAUUUCUAUCGAAGGUGUAUGUAUCAAAGUGUUUCGAUAUAUUUGCCAACUUUAGCUGCCGUAUUUAUUGCCCCAUUAUGUCGUACCUAUGAUUGUCAAAAGUUGACGAUUGACGAUCCACUGAUAAAAAAAACAUGGCGCUGUACAGUUCGCCUGUCAAAUUCGAGGGUACGAUUUUUCUCUUAAUUACAAACUAACCUCUUCCACAAUGAAUAACUGUUUGUAUAGUAGAUAAUGCGUAAAUAGGUUUUAUUCUAUGGCAGCAUUUAAACAAUUCAUUAAGGGCCCGUUUCACAAUGUCCACGUAAUGUAUUGGAUUAGCUAAUUAACAAAUAAAUUAACUUCCAGAUAAACUUCCUACAAAACUUAGCAUUUAUCUACCAGUUUAGCUUAUUUGUAGAUUGCGAAACGCCAACGAUGACUUUAUUCGUCAGAUAAGUGGCAAGUAGCUUAUUCUGGACUUUGCUUGGAACACAGGCCCUAAAUACGUUUAUAUGGCCUGUCAAAUAACUUUGUCAGUAGCAAAAGUCGCGAACUUCAAAUUAUCUAUGGGACGAUAACCUAUCGCACCGAAAUUUUUUAAAUUUGCCGUUUUUUCUACUGAUAGAAAUGGCUUGACAAACUAUAUACCUACAUACGAAACAUUUUUUUUCCUUUAACUCAAUCAGAGAUUGCCAUGAAAAUGAAAUAGAAUUACGAUCACUUUUUCCUAAUUACAGUCGCCAUCAGAUAUAUCGGAGCGGCCAAGGUGCUCGCAAAUAUCUGAACGCCUCUGUUGUCAUGGCGUUAGAGUGCGUGUUCAGAUAUUUUCCAGCACCUUGGCCGUUCCGAUAUAUCUGAUAGUGAGAGUACUAAUGAACGUGCUGCCUUUCCAUGUUAUCAGAAAGAGGCAGAUGAUUUUUGUAGAUAGAUUUUGUAGUUUAAGUACAGUAACAGACAAUUGUUGAGCCAUUUAGGGUUCAAGCUAGUUUGGUUAUCAAUACUAACGGUAUGAAAUGUCUACUGUAAGGUAAACCCCAAGUGGCUUAGCAUUUAAAGUCCGUGACUGUCAAAGUGUCAAAAAUAUUUUUACACCUUAAUAUUAUGGGCAAUAAGAUCGUGUAUACAUAUUUUUGGGAUUUUGUUCGUAUUUAUAUUUUAGACGUGACUGUACCUACCUACUUUCCGUGACAUAGACUUAAGUGGAUACCUAUAAAUAGUUUAGGUAGUAUCAUAUUUAAUUUUAGCUUAAGGACCAUAUUUAUAUGCAAUUUAUACUAUUUUAAAUAUGUUAGUAAUUGAAAUAAAACAAAUUUCAAGAUUAAAUGCUGUAUAAUAGCAUAAACGGAGCCGGAAUAUCAAAUGGUCACUUAUUAAAUAGGGAAUAUUACGCAAAACUCUGCGUAGGGGGCGCCACUAGCACAAACAGAGGGCCGACCGCGGAACACGAAUGUCCGUUAUCUGCCUCUCUAUCACUCUUGCAUAUUCGAGCGAGUGUGGCAGAUAAUGAAAUAUCAAUUCUCGGGUUUCGCGGCAGGCCGUCUGUAAAAAAACGGCCUUGAUGAUACAAUGUCUCUUUUCGUAACAAAUUAUCUGUGAAAACUUGUCAAAAACUGUUAACGGCACAGUAUGUAUAAGAAUCUAUGGUUUACAAUAAGUGCUAGUGAUGCACUCUGGCGGCAGAACAUUGCAGUAAUACCCCCUAUAAUAUUGACUCCUGUCUUUUUAUAUGUAUGGAAGUAUGGACGGUAGAGAAAGGACGACCAUCUCUUAUGGCAGAACUGCUGCAAAAGUGGCCAGCUUUCAGCUUUAAAUAAUAGUUCUAAUGUAUUAUCUGAGACAUCUAAGUUCAUACAUUUGACAGAUGUCAAUUGAUGUUUGUAGUGAUGAGGCUAAGACGUAUCGUUUGUCAAAUCUAGCGAUUAUAAACGAAUUAGUUGAAUCGAUCUUACUGUCGUUUUUUGCAUGUUUGUGUUAUUUGUCUGAAUGUUUUCGUUUGUAUUAUUAAUUAACCUUUUUUCACAUCGUAUUUAAUUUUAUUGACAUUUGUUUUUGUUUUAAAUGUAUCGUUUAUUAUUUUAUAAUAAUUUUUUAUCAAUUUACGGAAAUGUCAUAUAAAUCGAAUCGACAGACUCGACCACAACACUGCUUUUAAAAAAGAAAAGACAUAAUAGGUAACAGAGGACCUACCGCGAACCACGUUCGACGUGUUGCCGCCCCGUCACACUUACGUAAAAAUUUAUAAGUGCGACAGAGAGGCAAUACGACGAACAUGGUUCGCGGUAGGUCCUCUGUUUGCGCGAUAAAUGAUUAUCGUCGAUUAUUCAAUAACAUAGAUCUAAAAAUAUAUAACAUAAGUUAUAUUUAAGACUAGGUCUAUCACAUUUCAUUUCGGUGUAUUGUGGCGCCACCUAUUUAAUGUUUUUUGAUGGACACUUUUCAUAGAUAUAUAAGGUUUUUGCUCCUUUUUCUACACUCCAUACUGGAAGACUGAAUUUGUUAAUAAAUCAGCUUGUGUGAGGAUCUUGUCAGGCUUUACGAUGGCAGCGGAUUUUUCCAUAUAAACUAUAUUUUUUUACGACUCCGGUGUAUUUAUGUGUUUUUACACGAGUUGAAAGAAUGAUAGCCACUUAAUAGUGGAGGUAGAUUUUCAAAGAAAACUUUGUAGCCACAGUAAAUUUAAUGCCAUCUUUCGACUCAUGAUUAUAACUUCUAGAACGCCAUUUGACUUUGAUAUUAAUUCUUUCACUGAUAUGUGUUUUUGUUAAAUAUCAAAAAGUGGCGCCCUCUAAUAGAUCAAAGGCCAAAGAUAUGGCGCCAUAGUUUCGAGCGAUGGCGCCAAAACCUUUAGCCGAUGCACGGUAAGAUGGCGCCACUUUUUGAUAUUUAACAAGUUCAAUACAUACGAGUGAAAGAAUAAGGAUCAAAGUCAAAUGGCGUUCUAAAAGUUUUAAUCAGGUGUCGAAAGAUGGCAGUAAAUUUACUUUCUAAAUUUAUUUUCUUUGACAAUCCACCUCCAUCUAUUUCAAAUUCUCUUUGCUUCUUUGCACACACGUGUCCCACAAAUGGUCUCGCCGGCAGAUCAGCGCCGACUUUCGGGUUCGCAUUAUGAGGCGCGACCAUUCUGUAGUAAACUAUAUACUUUAUAUUUUAAAUAUAUUUUCGUUGUCCUAUACGUUUUGUACGAAAUGUAAAUUACAGCCUGUUAAACAAGUUUGUCAGUAGAAAAAGGCGCGAAUUUCAAAUUUUCUAUGAGAAGAUAACCCUUCGCGCCUACAUUUUUUAAAUUUGCCGGCAGACUAUAGUUUGCCAUCAAUAAAUGCUAUGAUUCCGAUUCUGGUAGCAUUAAUAAUUAAUUAUUAUUCGUCUUUAUUAAUUGUGCCUUUUCUAAGAGAAAACCAAACAUUUUACUAGUAAUAUAAAAAAAACAGGCACACGAAAAAAAAACUACGUACAGUCAGCAUCAUUAGUAGCGGAUGAAACAACGCGCCAAAAGUAUCUGAUAUUCCGGAAAACUUUUCCAAAUAUAAAUAAAUCUCUAAAAUUUACGUUCAAAAGUAUAUUUCUUUUCGUCUUGAUCAUUCUACAUAUAGAACCAUCACUUUUUGUUAAACUGUUACAGAAUGAUACUUACUGUUACAGAAUGAUUCUAUGAGAGGUAGAUACUUUUGAAACCUUGUUUGAUCCGCUACUUUUGAUGCUGACUGUACAUAGAGAAGUCCUAAUUUAGGGCUUGCAUCAUUAGUCUAGAAUAUUAGUGUUAGUAAAUUAUGACUGUGAUUAAGAUUAGCUAUAAGUAAGUUAAAAUAGAUAAGAAUAACUGCCGAUUCUCAUCCACUACUAUAAUUUAAUUUAAACAUAAGUUAUACGACAUGUGUAUACUUACGGAUUAAGUACAAAACCAGUUGAUUAUUAAGAUAUCACCUUAAUGCCUGUACAAUUACAAUAUCUUUAACAACAAAUACAUUUUCAAUAAUUACCAUUAUGGAAUACUUAACUAUGUGAAAGAGAAUUUGAAAUAAAGGUGUAUUGUCAAAGAAAACUUUGUAGCGACGUAAAUUUACUGCCAUCUUUCGACACAUAAUUAUAACUUUUAGAACGCUAUUUGACUUUGAUCCUUAUUCUUUCACUGAUAUAUGUUCAAUUUGUUAAAUAUCAAAAAGUGGCGCCAUCUGACCGGGCACAACCUAAAUAAGGUUAUGGCGCCAUCGCUCGAAACGAUGCUGCAACACCUCUGGCCUUUGAUCUAUUAGAUGGCGCCACUUUUUGAUAUUUAACGAAUUUUACACAUAUCAAUGAAAGAAUAAGGAUCAAAGUCAAAUGGCGUUCUAAAAGUUAUGGCAGUAAAUUUCAGUCGCUACAAAGUUUUCUUUGACGACACGCCUCUAUUUUAAGUUCUCUUUGACUAUGUACACUCAAAGUUAUUCGAAUAAGUAUUUUUUUUAAAUUAUUAAGUAUCUACGUAAAACGUUCAUUCUUAUUUUCAAGACAUAGUUAUAAAAUACGCCAAGAAUGUUCGAAAUCGUCAAAUUUUUCAUUGUAAAACUUUUUAAUUUACCCUUGUAAAAAAAAUAAGGUGAUAUUAUAAUUGGUAUACAGCGGCGGUAUCAUGGUUCCAUUUUUAUCACUUGUCACUAUGUCUGUCACUUCCGCGCUUACAUACUUGUUAGAACGUGACAGGCAUGGUGACAAAUGAUAAAGAGCCGACCAUCUUAGCCCUACUGUUCAUAUUAUAAGUUAAUUUAUAUUUAUAAAGAGCGAGGCUGGUAGGUUGCCUACAAGAAAUUGUGAUCAAGGUAAUAAUAAUUAAACUACACUUUCGAUAA
Cydia pomonella (codling moth) is the source of this 9600-nucleotide messenger RNA. Its product is annotated as multidrug resistance protein homolog 49-like. Gene Ontology annotation, molecular function: ATP hydrolysis activity; ABC-type transporter activity; ATP binding. The transcript is spliced from 27 exons. The record is from RefSeq and is a predicted model, not a curated record. Gene Ontology annotation, biological process: transmembrane transport. NCBI's taxonomy places the organism in Eukaryota, Metazoa, Arthropoda, Insecta, Lepidoptera, Tortricidae. Gene Ontology annotation, cellular component: membrane. The coding region runs from base 477 to 4433 and encodes 1318 amino acids.